AACCGAGUCUUACAAAUGCAAUUGCUUAUUGACUUGAUGAACGUUUGCAUGACAGGGUUAUUGUCAUUGAGCGAGGGUGUGUCACCAGCUUGACAAUGCCUCUUUUCAAGUGAACUGAGGUAAGACUCCUAACAGCAGUGAAACCACUGGUGCUUUGUCUGCUGCAGAUGGCACAAAUUCCCUGGCAGAAGACGAGCAUUCCUGGAAAGGUUUAGCCGGUCCGGUGGUUCCAAGCAGACCCCGGAUCGUGUUACUGUGUAUCCGCUUAGCCAUGUUGUAUUGUGUAAACUGGGCUGUAGAAGUUACCCGAACACUGUCACGCAUUACAGCCAAGAUCUACGAUAGUGUAGUUUAACCAUGACAGUAACCUGUAGCAAAGAGAACCAGGACAGGCUGUCUUAAAACACACAUACUGUAAAUAAUAUUGUAAUGUAAUUCAAAUAAAGAAAUACACGUGUACUGCAUUGUAAGAAACCAAAGCAGAUUCACGGAGUAUUGUCAGCAGUUUCCAAGCCAGCAGAACAGCUGAUAAUAAUUGUGCUUUAAUUCUGAGGACCUUUCUCCAUUUUGUUACGCAACUUGAAGAACAUUUUAAUGAUAGUAUACGCUGUGCCAACUUUUUUUCUAGAAGUUAUGUAACGUGCAAAGUAACAUUUUCCAAAACCGUUUUUGGGAAUGACGUAAUGCCUAACUAAAGACCGCACCGACUGCAAAAGCUACCGAGUAGGGAAACUGAAAGAAACCUAUGCAGUUUUCAACUCGGCCGACAAAGCAAAGUAGUGGGCAAACCUAACCUGGCAACUUCUGGAACCCAUUAUGGUAUUCACAAGGAGUCCUUUUAACUCGCUUCCAUUAUUGAUUUUAACAGUGGGCAGCUGUUGUUCAGUGUGCGUGGAGGUCCCGUCAGAUAACUUGGCGGUGCUGGGCACUAACAUGAAGCUGACCUGUAUCUCCUGUAUGAGGAGGGAGGAGGUCAGCGCUGAAACCCAGGUGGAGUGGCUCUACACGUCGCCCGAGGGGGAAAACAUCACGAUGUGCAGCUAUUACGGUGGUGUGCAGGGGGAGAUUUGCCCGUAUAAGGAUCGCUUGCUGUGGAACGGCAGCAAGGAUUUCCAGGAUGUCUCGGUUUCCCUGAUUAACGUCACUAUGAACGACACGGGGAGGUACACCUGCAGGGUCAGGAGGGACUUCAACUUCGAGAUACACAGGCACUUCAUCAUAGACGAGAAGUACAUUGAUCUGCUGGUCACAGAGGAAGUCGGUGAGGACUUCACUGCAGUCAUCUCUGAGAUUAUGAUGUACGUUCUGCUGGUGUUCCUGACUCUCUGGCUGCUCAUAGAGAUGGUUUACUGCUACAUAAAGAUCUCAAGGGCAGAGGAGGUGGUGCAGGACAAUGCGGAAAGCGUGGGAUCACUGGAGCAAGGGAAGACGCCUGAACUCCCAGAAUCAAUACAGGGAAGGUGUGCCGCACUGUGAUGAUCCAGUAGCUUGCAAUUCCGGACAGUAUUCGUACGUGUUAGUCAGCAGUCUUCGAGCACCCACCAUCGCGAGUUAACAAACCCAAGCUCAACUGCCUUUUCGUUCGUGUAGCAUGCUGUUCGGAGGAUGUGGUCAGUGUUUACUUCACUACUGUUUCAUUAUUUUGUUUAUUGGUUUUAUUUUAUACAUUUACAUUUGUGUGCCUGAAACCACGCCCUUAACCCAGGGGUGACACAAUCGUCUGUGCUCUGUGUAAUGUGUGCUUCACAAUACUUAAGGGGCCUCUCUGUAUCACAGAAUACAUGGCAUAGAUGUGUUAUGUCGCGAUCACAAGAUAAAUGGUCUCGGGUUCCUGACAUAUAUUUCUAACUGUUAUGUUGUUAUCACAAGAUCAUUUAUUUGUACUGUCAGUUUGUGAGUCAAUGAAACCGAAGUCUGGAAAAUGGAAAGAUCCACUACACAGUGACAGUGUUCAGGUGGCCUUACUGGAUCUAAGAAGCAAUAGGAAUGUGUGCAUGUUAUUGAUGUGGUUAUUUCUGCAUGCUAUUGUGACACCUCAAACGCAGAAUGUGUGUGUGUGUGUGUGUGUGGUAUACCUGUGGUAGCAUAUAGAAUAGCAAUGGAAGCCUUUAAAUGUGAGUUGGAUUUAAUGUAAAUGAAUGCAGGCUUAACGAUUUAUACUUAGCAGUGUGCUGUGUGAGUAUUGUGUUUUAAACAGUCGUGCAGAAAAGGAUUACAUACAAAUCACCCAGUAAUGCUACUAACAUUGUUUUUUGCUAAUAAGAUUACAUCUGUUUAGUUUUAUUAUUAAUAGUUAUGUAACCUUUGAUUUCGCAAGGGGAGCGCUAACUUUGGGCAGCCUGAGCGAUUAAUCGAAAGUGCGGUUAAUUUCCGAUUAUUAAAUUAAACACCAAAACCGAAUUUGAACGAUUAAUAAACUGGACAAUUUCGAUCGAUUAUGAUACUACAAAACGUCACGUUUUCUUCAUGGUUACUCAUUAUAAAAACUGCUUCUGUAGUCAAGGGAACCUCGGCACACGCCCUUCUCUGAAGCUCCCAUCACGAGCAAAAACUUUCAGGGAGCGCAGCGUAUCAAAACUCCUCGUUAUAAAGACU
Polyodon spathula (Mississippi paddlefish) is the source of this 2595-nucleotide messenger RNA. RefSeq names its product sodium channel, voltage-gated, type III, beta (gene scn3b). Gene Ontology annotation, biological process: ventricular cardiac muscle cell action potential; sodium ion transport; regulation of heart rate by cardiac conduction. Gene Ontology annotation, cellular component: voltage-gated sodium channel complex. NCBI's taxonomy places the organism in Eukaryota, Metazoa, Chordata, Actinopteri, Acipenseriformes, Polyodontidae. The record is from RefSeq and is a predicted model, not a curated record. Gene Ontology annotation, molecular function: sodium channel regulator activity. The transcript has 6 exons. The coding region runs from base 817 to 1476 and encodes 219 amino acids.